This is a messenger RNA of Fulvia fulva, 993 nucleotides long. RefSeq lists its product as uncharacterized. Bases 1 to 993 code for a protein of 330 amino acids. The record is from RefSeq and is a predicted model, not a curated record. NCBI's taxonomy places the organism in Eukaryota, Fungi, Ascomycota, Dothideomycetes, Mycosphaerellales, Mycosphaerellaceae. The transcript has 2 exons.
AUGAACGACUCCAGCCUUGAGAUCCCACUACCUGAAGACGAUGCCAACGCCCUCAUCAUCCUCUUGAAUGUGCUGCAUUACCGUAAUGACCAAGUCCCAGAUGCUCUGUGUACUCACGACUUGGUAGACGUGGUCAAUCUCGCAGACAAGUACCUCUGCAAGGACAGAAUCCAGCUCGCUGCACGACUGUGGGUACGGAACAUGGAAGCUGUGACAGACGCUUUGAAGCUCGCUAGGUCGCUCACCGUCUGCCGCCAAAUGGAGUUUGAUGGGAAGUUCUCGACUAUCUGCCGUCGGAUGCUGUUGUAUAGCACUGGUGAAGCGAAACUUGAUAGUGAUGAGUGUCAAUAUGGAAACCUUGAGGAGAACUUCAAGCUUGCUUUUGAGAUGUUGCAAUCGGACAAGGAGUAUCGCUUCUACAAAAUCGACCAAUUCAUCAAAACCACCAUCAAAACCUUCAUCUGGGCUCGACGAUCACACCCCAACAACACUUGCGACUCGACCUGCCACGUCGCCGAGCUGGCCACCUACGAGCUCUUCGACUUGUUGCGAACCAAGCACCUCGAACCAGACUUCCUCUCCUGCUUCGAACUGUACAUAGUCCUCGACGCCAUGAAGACAAUGCCCCAAUUCCCUUUCUCACACCGCUAUCAACCAUGCUCAUCAGGGUGUAUAUACGACGAGCUCGAGAAGAAGAUGGCAGCCGGCACCUUCGCAGCGAAAGCGGAGGAGCUAACAGCACCGACGAAGCCUCUGUGUCUGGCAGGGUAUAGAGUGCAUGGAGACGUAUGGGGCGGGUGUUGCGGUUUGAAAGGAGGUGUCGCGCGUUGUAGACACUGCGAUCCGACGCUGUGGGGCUGUGGAUGUUGUGGCGUCUGCGUUCACGCUGCUCGACAAGGCUACAGUAGGGAAGGUGAGCGGUUGGCGGAGGAAGAUGUUGAGGAGAAUGUCGAGUGGACUGAGGCGGCUCGUGCUCGGUGCGAAGAUCGUUGA